AUGCACACGCUUGGUCGUAGACCUCAGUCUUCACGAGACUCUUCCUUGCUGGUCAGCAAUGUAUCGGCCAGCUGUGGUGAGGGAUAGGAGAAGAGUGUGUUUGGAGCCCUGGGUUAUUGGCCUCAUCACCUUUAUAUCCCUGAUUGUCUUGGCAGUGUGCAUCGGACUCAUUGUUCAUUAUGUGAGAUACAAUCAAAGGAAGACCUAUAAUUACUAUAGCACGUUGUCAUUCACAAGUGACAAGCUGUAUGCUGACUUUGGAAGAGAGGCUUCUAAAAAUUUUACAGAAAUGAGCCACAGACUUGAGUCAAUGGUAAGCAAUUUUCCCUCUACUUCCAGGACAUUUGCUGUCACUUUUUACCAUAGUUUUUAUCAAGAAAAACAUGGGGUGUUGGCUCAUAUGCUGCUGAUUUGUAAAUUUCGCACUACUGAAGAUCCUAAAACAGUAAAUAAAACUGUUCAACGUGUUCUACAUGAAAAGCUGCGAGAUGCUGCGGGACCCCCUAAGGUAGAUCCUGAAUCAGUUGAAAUAAAAAAAAUCAACAAGACGGAAACAGACAACUACCUGAACAAUUGCUGUGGGACACGAAGGAGUAAACCUACAGGACAGAGUCUCAGGAUCAUUGGUGGGACAGAGGUAGAAGAGGGUGAAUGGCCAUGGCAAGCCAGCCUGCAGUGGGAUGGGAUCCAUCGCUGUGGAGCAACUUUGAUUAAUGCCACGUGGCUUGUGAGUGCUGCUCACUGCUUUAGAAUAUAUAAGGACCCAGCCAGAUGGACUGUUUCCUUUGGAGUAACGCUAAGACCUAUGAAAAUGAAACGAGGUCUCCGGAGGAUCAUUGUCCAUGAAAAAUACAAAUACCCAUCACAUGACUAUGACAUUUCACUUGCAGAGCUUUCUAGCCCUGUUCCCUACACAAAUGCGGUACAUAGAGUUUGUCUCCCUGAUGCAUCCUACGACUUCCACCCAGGUGAUGAGAUGUUUGUGACAGGAUUUGGAGCACUGCAAAAUGAUGGUAACAGUCAAAAUCACCUUCGGCAAGUACAGGUGACUCUCAUAGACACUAAAACUUGCAAUGAACCUAAAGCUUACAACGGUGCUAUAACUCCUAGAAUGUUAUGUGCUGGCUUCUUAAAAGGAAAAAAAGAUGCAUGCCAGGGUGACUCUGGAGGACCACUGGUCAGUGCAGAUGUUAGAGAUAUCUGGUAUCUCGCUGGAAUAGUGAGCUGGGGAGAUGAAUGCGCGAAACCCAACAAGCCUGGUGUUUACACUAGAGUUACUGCCUUCCGGGACUGGAUCACUUCCAAAACUGGUAUCUAA
This is a messenger RNA of Propithecus coquereli (Coquerel's sifaka), 1318 nucleotides long. Its product is annotated as transmembrane protease serine 11E-like. The record is from RefSeq and is a predicted model, not a curated record. Bases 59 to 1318 code for a protein of 419 amino acids. Gene Ontology annotation, molecular function: serine-type endopeptidase activity. NCBI's taxonomy places the organism in Eukaryota, Metazoa, Chordata, Mammalia, Primates, Indriidae. Gene Ontology annotation, biological process: proteolysis. The transcript is spliced from 9 exons. Gene Ontology annotation, cellular component: extracellular region; plasma membrane.